Messenger RNA from Hydra vulgaris (swiftwater hydra), 808 nucleotides. RefSeq names its product CKLF-like MARVEL transmembrane domain-containing protein 4. Gene Ontology annotation, cellular component: membrane. The record is from RefSeq and is a predicted model, not a curated record. Lineage: Eukaryota; Metazoa; Cnidaria; Hydrozoa; Anthoathecata; Hydridae.
UUCAUUUAGAGACAGUUCCGACUCAUCCAUUACAAAUUUAGGAUGUCGAGUUCUGAUGGUACAGCCCAAAGCACGGUGUUGGUGAUAGAUAUGAAACCAAACUUUGAAUUUAUGCGUUCUCCAUCUGCAAUUUUGAUGGUUGUUAACAUAGUUCUACUUUUUUUUGCGUGGGUUAUUAUGGCUACAUGGAAUAACUAUUAUUAUUAUUCGUCUUUUUCCAGCAAAAUAUCCUUUUUCUUAGCUACUACUGUCAUUCCUUGGUUAAUUUUUUCAAUACUGUUCUUUGUAUUUCUCUGCAAGGUCCAUAUUAAGUUAGCAGCAGUAAAUUGGCCGCUUGCGCUUAUGAUAAACUGUGGAGUAUGGACUCUUCUUGUGUUUAUAUCUUCAAUAAUAAUUCCGCAGUUGUCAAGUAAAUAUGCGAUUCCAGGGUUAGGUUCCGCGUCGGCUUUCGGAUUCUUUUCAACGUUUGGUAUGGCAAUUCAAGCUUUAUUUCAUUUUAAAGAAUACAGAAGUCAUUCGCAAUUAUCUCGCUAAAAUCAAUAUUUUUUUUAACAAUUUAAGUGUUUUUUUAAUAACAAUAAUUUAACUAGUAUAAUUUUAUAAUAACAGUUGGUAUAUUGAUUUAUAUAAGAAACAAUAAUGACUACAUUAAAAUAAAAAAAAAAAAAAAAAAACAUUGUUUGACUGUUAUUAAUCGAAGUAAUUUUUGUAUUAUUACCCAAAGUAAUUUGAGUAGUUUAACUGUUCUAUUUGUAUUAACAUUCGUUUGAUAACACUUUUUUUAAAAAGAAAAAAAAACUUGUAUUAA